Messenger RNA from Artibeus jamaicensis (Jamaican fruit-eating bat), 4529 nucleotides. RefSeq names its product ALG6 alpha-1,3-glucosyltransferase (gene ALG6). The coding region runs from base 426 to 1949 and encodes 507 amino acids. Gene Ontology annotation, cellular component: endoplasmic reticulum membrane. NCBI's taxonomy places the organism in Eukaryota, Metazoa, Chordata, Mammalia, Chiroptera, Phyllostomidae. Gene Ontology annotation, biological process: protein N-linked glycosylation. Gene Ontology annotation, molecular function: dolichyl pyrophosphate Man9GlcNAc2 alpha-1,3-glucosyltransferase activity. The record is from RefSeq and is a predicted model, not a curated record. The transcript has 15 exons.
GAGAAGUGCGGAGGACGCUUUGGAGGUGAUCAGGGAAGUCUUCACUGAGGACGUUGAACUUAAACUGAACUCUGAAGAAGGGCAGGAUUUUUACAGGCAAAAGGAAUUCGUUCCAACUUUUCUUAGGGAACUGGAAUGGGUUUUGAAAACCAAUCUGAACACAGGUGAAAACGUUUCAAUGAUCUAAGUGCACUGGCCCACAACUUUUCAAAGCUUUCUUAUUUUAAUAUCCUUGUGGGAAAAGGCUACUUCUUCAUAGACGUAAAAAAAAUUACUAUUUAACUCGUUGGAAGUGAAACAUCACUUCCCAAAAUUCUAAUUCCAAAGACUUGGCAACAUACCGUGAUUAAGAAAAGCAGUGACUGACUGCAUGUUAAAAGUAUCCUGGCGCUGGCCCCAUCUUUUCCUCACUGUGUUUGAAGAACAUGGAGAAAUGGUACUUGAUGACAAGUGUGGUCUUAAUAGGACUGACAGUACGGUGGACAGUUUCUCUCAAUCCUUAUUCAGGUGCUGGAAAACCCCCUAUGUUUGGUGAUUACGAAGCUCAGAGACACUGGCAAGAAAUUACUUUUAAUUUACCAGUCAACCAGUGGUAUUUUAACAGCAGUGAUAACAAUUUACUGUAUUGGGGAUUGGAUUACCCACCUCUUACAGCUUAUCACAGUCUUUUGUGUGCAUAUGUGGCAAAGAUGAUAAAUCCAGACUGGAUUGCUCUCCACACCUCACGUGGCUAUGAGAGUCAGGCGCACAAGCUCUUCAUGCGUGCAACAGUGUUAAUUGCUGACUUGCUGAUUUACAUACCUGCAGUGGUUCUGUACUGUUGUUGUUUAAAAGAAAUGUCAAGUAAGAAAAAGGUUGCUAAUGUAUUAUGCAUAUUGCUGUAUCCAGGCCUUAUUCUUAUUGACUAUGGACAUUUUCAGUACAAUUCCGUGAGUCUCGGCCUUGCCUUGUGGGGCGUUCUCGGAGUCUCUUGCCACUGGGACGUGCUGGGAUCACUGGCAUUUUGCUUAGCUCUAAACUAUAAACAGAUGGAACUUUACCACUCCUUGCCAUUUUUUUGCUUUUUACUUGGCAAGUGUUUUAAAAAAGGUCUGAAAGGAAAAGGGUUUGUAUUGUUAAUUAAGCUGGCUGGCACUGUGGUGGCUUCCUUCAUUCUCUGCUGGCUGCCGUUCUUUCCAGAGAAGGAGCAAACCCUGCAGGUUCUGAGGAGGCUCUUCCCAGUCGAUCGUGGGUUAUUCGAGGAUAAAGUAGCCAAUCUCUGGUGCAGCUUAAGUGUCUUUCUGAAGGUCAAGGAUAUUUUGCCCCGUGACACCCAGAUAAUAAUCAGCUUUUGUUUUACAUUUUUGAGCCUGCUUCCUGCGUGUAUAAAAUUAACACUCCAGCCCUGUCCCAAAGCAUUCAGAUUUUCUCUGGUUACCUGUGCGCUGUCAUUCUUUUUAUUUUCUUUCCAUGUACACGAAAAGUCCAUUCUCUUGGUAUCAUUACCUGUCUGCUUAGUUUUAAGUGAAACUCCGUUUAUGUCUACUUGGUUUUUACUUGUGUCAACAUUUAGUAUGCUCCCUCUCCUAUUGAAGGAUGACCUCCUAAUGCCCACGGUUGUAACAGCGAUGGCGUUUUUCAUAGCUUGUGCAACUUCCUUUUCCAUUUUUGAAAAGACUUCAGAAGAAGAACUACAGCUGAAAUCCUUUUCCAUUUCUGUGAGGAAACAUCUUCCAUGUUUUACAUUUCUUCCCAGAAUUAUACAACAUUUGUUUCUUAUGUCAGUAAUCACAAUGGUCCUUCUGACACUGAUGACAGUAACGCUGGAUCCUCCUCAGAAAUACCCAGACUUAUUUUCUGUAUUGGUGUGCUUUGUGUCCUUCCUGAAACUCCUGUUCUUCUUGGUGUACUUUAACAUUGUAAUCAUGUGGGAUUCCAAAAGUGGAAGAAAUCAGAAGAAAGUCAACUAGCUAAAUCCCCAAAUGUGAAAAUGUUAGCAGUGCUAAACGGUUUUGUGAAUUUUUCGCUAUGUAUAAAUAAAAUCAUUUUGAGAAUUAUAUAAUUAUAGGGAAGAAAAUUCCCUAAGAUUCCAUCCCAGCUAACUUACAGACCCACCUAAGCAACUUUUCCAUAUGAAUGGAUGGUCUUGGGUGAUUUUUCACAACUUCCUAAAUCCUCUCAACCAAGCAAUAGCUGGCCUCAGUGUGACCCAGGCCUGGCACGGGCAGCAGUCAGCCUAGAUUCACAGCUUGGCUUUGCCUGGGAAUCUUCAAGCCCUGCACAAGUAGCAGCCUUCUCAUAUUGCUUUGUAGCUCGGGCAGGGUGGCCCCUGGCAAAACACACAUGAUAGCUGAUCUUGGCCUGCACCAUCUGGGAAACCCCAGGGCCAGGGUACUCAGUGGACAGCUACAGACCAUGUUGGAGCACCACCACCCUGCCCCUGCACAGCUGAUCCUCUACAUAGGGCAGAGGUAGAUAGUAAGUGGUCACAGACAAUCCAUGCAGCUGCCUGGCCUGGAUAAAUCCUUCCCAUUGAUCUGCCAACAGCCAGUGCUGUACUACAAGAGGAAGGUGUACUCAGCCCACACAAAGGGUGCACCUCGAAUACCCAGCUUGGGUGAAAAGGGGAGUCUGUGCCACUGUACCCUAUAGGACACCUACUACAAUAGGCCACACUACCAAGACACAGAGUCAAAGAAGUUCUACCUAAUACAUAGAAAUAAAUAUAGUGAGGCUGCCAAAAUGAGGAGACAAAAAAACAUGGCCCAAAUGAAAGAACAGAUCAAAAUUCCAGAAAAACAGCCAAACAAAACGGAGAUAAGCAAUCUAUCAGAUGCAGAGUCAAAAACAGUGGUUAUAAGGGUGCUCAAGGAACUUAGUGAGGACCUUAACAGCAUAAAAAAGAUCCAGUCAGAAAUGAAGGAUUCAUUAAUACAGGGAAACAACAGUACAGUGGAUGAAGCUGAGAAUCAAAUCAGUGAUUUGGAACAUAAGGAACCAAAAAACAACCAGUCAGAACAAAAAGAAGAAGAAAAAAAAAUCCAAGGAUAAAUAGCCUGUGGGACAACUUUAAGCAAUCCAACAUUUGCUUCAUAGGGAUGCCAGAAGAAGAGAAACAGCAAGAAAUUGGAAAUAUGUUUGAAAAAAUGAAAGAAAACUUCUUUGAUUUGGUGAAGAAAUAGACAUGCAAGUCCAGAAAGCAUGAAGAGCCCCAAACAAGAUGAAUGCAAAGAGGCCCACUCCAAGACACACUAUAAUUAACAUGCCAAAGGUUAAAGAGGAGGGGGGUGUGUGGGAGAAUGGGUGAGAGGUAAGGGGAUUAAGAAGCACAAAUAAGAAGUUACAGAAUAGCCAUGGGUAUGUAAAAUACAGUACCAAAGAACUUACAUGCAUGACCCGUGGACAUGAACAAGGGUGUGGGGAUUGCUUAAGGGAAUGGGGGUAUUUGGUAGAGGGGCAAAGGGAUAAAAGCCAGGACAACUGUAAUAGCAUAAUCAAAAUAUAAUUUAAACAUAUCUAGAAAUACACUGAAUUUAAUGGGAGAAUUUAGCCCCUUUUAAAAGGAAAUUACUGAUUUUGAUAUUUAAAUGUAAUUUUAUUUACAUUUUACAAUAGAAUGCAAGUAAUGGGUUUUUGUUCUUUAGGAUUUAUAUUGCUGGUAUUAAAUUUGUGAUAAUGUUUUAAACUCCUAUUAGAAGGCAAUUUAAACUGCUUGAAGUCUGAACAUGCCUUAUUACAUGUGCAAAUUCGAAUUUUUUAACAAGGCUGAGAUUAAACUUUGUUAUUUAUUUCCAGAAUGGCUGGUUUACUGUAAUGCAAUUAAACAAUGAAUUUUCCUGAAUUGGAAUCUAAGUGGUUUGAGUGAAGUCUUCUUAUUACUCAUGAGCACCGGGUUCUAAAUUUCCAGGACUGUUGAAGUUAAAUGCCCUUAUGCAGCAUUUCAUCCUUGUGUUCCUUUUUGUUGUAACAUGGUUCGAGGUUCCCAGUGCCAUGAGCAUUGCCUCGUAUCAUGCUUCCUGUUACCUUAGUCCUGUUAAUACUGUAUCACGCUGUAUUAGCAGAAGCCCCCCUUGACUCUAGUAUUCAGUUGGUAAAAGUAAUGUAUUAUAUCCAUGUUGUAGUUUCUCAUACAAAGAUGUCUUUAGUGUGUAAUAAAAACAAUCACUGUCCCAUCGACAUAUAUUUUUAACAAAUAUAUUUCUUUCAUAAGACGGCCAUUAAAGCAAAUUAAAUAAAUGGUAGUACAUUUUAAAGCAAAUGCAAGCUAAACACAUACGCAAAGACAGUCUCAUUUUAGACAUGGACAGCUGCGGGCUGAUGCAGGAAGAUACGUGUUUGAUAAAGGAGUGGGUUUAGACAAAGCGAAAAACAAAAAUUAUUUCUUUCUCAAAGUAUAUGUGCAUAAAGACGCAAAGGGCGGGCCAGCAGAGAAAAGCAGCCUUGAAUCCCUGCCGAAUCAGCAGGGACAUCGCUGUCCACGGUCACCAUCUGUAAUCAGUGUGCCCAAAUGUCAGCAUCUUGGCUGGUGGGUGUAGUCCUAUUUAUUUAUU